AUGAGGUUUGCAUGCAUCACGUUGCUUCUCGUCUCCUGCAGCGUCGCGCUGCUCAACGUCAACGAAGCGAAUCAGGCUGAGCAACUAAUAAGGCUGACUCAAUCCAAGAGAUCGACAUGGUCGGAUCAACCUGACCCAUGGCUCGAUCUCGACGCCGCCGACUCGGCCUCCUCGUCGGCCUACGUCGGCCCUCAGGAUGGCCUGAGGGACGCCGAUAAGAUCACAGCAUUGCCGGGGCAACCCCGCGGCGUUGACUUCGAUCAGUAUGCAGGGCACGUGACGGUUGACCCGCAGAAGGGGAGGGCGCUGUUCUACUACUUCGUCGAGUCCCCUCGCGGGUCUUCGUCCAAGCCUCUCGUCUUGUGGCUUAACGGAGGGCCAGGGUGCUCCUCUCUGGCAUAUGGAGCCAUGGAAGAAUUCGGCCCUUUCAGAGUAAAAAGCGAUGGCAAAACGCUGGAGAGAAAUCCUUAUGCUUGGAAUGAAGAGGCCAAUGUGCUCUUCUUGGAAUCCCCAGCAGGGGUUGGCUUCUCGUACUCGAAUACUACCACAGAUUAUGAUCAAAGCGGAGACAAUAGGACCGCGGAAGAUACAUUUACCUUUCUGCUAAACUGGCUGGAGAGAUUCCCCCAAUACAAGAAUCGCAUGUUCUUCAUCGCCGGGGAGAGUUACGCCGGCCACUACGUCCCCCAACUCGCCUCGCUCAUACUGCACCGCAACAAGCUCGCCAACCAGACUCUCAUCAACCUCAGUGGCAUUGCAAUCGGGAACGCUUAUGUUGAUGACGCAACCAACAGCGAAGGAAGGUACGAGUUUCUGUGGAGUCACGCACUGAUAUCCGACGAGACAUUUGCUAGAAUUCGUCGAUCCUGCAACUUCUCUGCCAUCAUAAACCAAGAGUGCAACAAAGCUACAACAGAUGCCGAUGCAGAGGCCGGAAACAUUGAUCCUUACAAUGCAUAUGCUCCCGUUUGCGUCGACUCCAACAGUUCUUCUGAGUCUGGCAUAUCGAUGGCCGACAUAGAUCCCUGCUCGGAUACUUACGUGGAGGCGUACCUGAACGAUCCUGAGGUGCAAAGGGCUCUCCAUGCGAAUGUUGCCAAGAUUGAUGGACCAUGGAGUUCUUGCACUGAUCUCCCUUGGAAUGACAGUCCUAAGAGCACAGUGCCGGUCAUGAAGCAGCUCGUCGACAGUGGGUUGAGGGUGUGGCUAUUCAGUGGUGAUACCGAUACGGUGUGCCCGUACAGAGGCACGGUUGAGGCAAUCAAAAUCAUGAAGCUGCCGAUCAAGAACCCAUGGCGUUCGUGGUAUUCCGACAAACAGGUAGGAGGCUAUGUAGUUGGCUAUGGAGGAGGACUGACGCUCGUCACGGUAAGGGGAGCAGGGCACAUGGUUCCGAGCUACCAACCGGAGCGAGCAUUGUUGAUGUUCUCCAGUUUCCUCCGUGGAGAGCUCCCACCACCUUCUUCCUAA
Musa acuminata AAA Group (dessert banana) is the source of this 1470-nucleotide messenger RNA. RefSeq names its product serine carboxypeptidase 1-like. NCBI's taxonomy places the organism in Eukaryota, Viridiplantae, Streptophyta, Magnoliopsida, Zingiberales, Musaceae. Gene Ontology annotation, biological process: proteolysis. Gene Ontology annotation, cellular component: vacuole. Bases 1 to 1470 code for a protein of 489 amino acids. Gene Ontology annotation, molecular function: serine-type carboxypeptidase activity. The transcript has 8 exons. The record is from RefSeq and is a predicted model, not a curated record.